Molecule: messenger RNA, 1097 nt
Organism: Triticum aestivum (bread wheat)
Lineage: Eukaryota; Viridiplantae; Streptophyta; Magnoliopsida; Poales; Poaceae
Exons: 1
Coding region: 106-600 (164 amino acids)
Source: RefSeq, a predicted model, not a curated record
UCGCAAAAAACAAGAGAAAAGAGGCCACGCAACGGCGACGGCGACGGCGACGGCCGGUUAAUUUGAUAGUAGAAAGUAAACAAGUGAAAUUUCGAUGGUGAUGCCAUGGCGGGAAGUCGUCGAGGGGUUUCACGCGGAUACGAUUACGCGGUAGGCCCUUGGCCGGAGGAGGGAAGAGGAAUCACACAGCGACGACCGACGAUCAUGGCCGGGAUCGUUUCCUCCUCCACCGCUUUUCUUCUCCUCCUCGUCCUCGUGCCCAAGAACGGGAGCGAGGCCUUGGAGGCGGAGAUGUGCUACUGCUAUCAGAGGAGCGCCGUCGGCGGUGAAACUAACAAGCUGACCAAGACGAUCGCGUUGCUCGCCGUCGGCCCCAUUGAGCUGCAGAUAAAAAAGACGGUCUCGCCGUCGCCGGUGAGCGGCUGCUCGGGCGCAGUGCCGACGCCGUCAAAGCCACCGCCAAUCCCGGCGGACACGCGCGCGCAUACAUCUCCAGCACCGCCUGCUGCAGAUAAAAGUGGCUUCAGCUGGCCGGCCAAAGCAUGGUGCUGCUGGGGACUCGCCGUGGCAACGGUGAUCGUCGCGCUCGCAGUGAGGUGAGUCCUGUUUACUUUCUCGCGCUUUGCCGGCGAUACCGGCGUGUGUGUGUUAUGAAAAAAAGAGUAGUUACUGAUGCUAAACACCUCCAAAGUAUUGAAAACCGUGUUGUUGUUUUUUUCAAAACCACGGUAUUCUUGCAAAACAUCAAAAUUACUGAGCUGCCAAACGCAGCCCAGAACUUUCAAACUCUAAAACAUCUAAGAUUCAACCGUAAACUAUCAAAACCUGCUAAGAUUCAACGCCUUUCCCCUCUGAACCUGGUUUUCGCUGAGUAGGACUGAUCAUGACCUGUUGAUUGGCCGGUAAGCAUCCCAGUCAGCAGCCAUGUGCGAUUUUCAGCGCUUCUCGGGUCAAACUUUGACAAGAAAAAGGAAACAUCCAAAAAGAUAAAAGAAUUCUCUAAAACCAAGAUUAGUAUACUUAUCGUUCUGUGAAAGCUGCUGCCACCAUUUUCCAAAACAGCUUUAAAAAUAACCUUAAAUUUCAUUGUCAUCCCU